AGGAGGUCCACGCUGGAGACGAAGAGAGAAAGAAGACUGCUAUGCAUGUCCAGAGAAAAAGGGGGUACGGUUUUUAACGGACCCUGCAAUUUGAAGCCGUCUUGGCCGAGCUGCUCACUGGACUCCAGUUGGGAUUACUAUUAAGCUUUGAAAACGCCUUCAGUGAUGAGCGGUACAAUGUGGAAGAGGCUGAUUGUGAUCCAGCUCCUGCUGACUGAACAGGCCUUCUGCCGGGCCCCGCCUUCUUUGGAGAAGAGGGACACGCUACUUGAAGAACCUCGUGCUCCUGAUGAUAUGAUGGACAAAAUCAAACAGGACCAUCAUCCACAACCCACUCUGUUGCUCACGAACCAAUCUGGACCUGAAGCACCAGUUUCUCAGGAAGAGAAGGUCCGAUCUGCUCGACUUUUGACAUCAGUCCUCAGGGCGAAGCUUCAGGAUUAUCUCCACAUCGAAGGGAAUGCCAGCUGUGAGGAGCUGCUGUCUGCCAGCACAUUAGAUGAUCCAUUAUCUUCUGUGGUCCCUCAGGAGCUGCUGGGUCUCUCUUUGGUGCCUGUGUUGGUGAUGGCAGGAUGUUCUAAGGAGGCUCAGACCCUGGUGCUGAAGCUGUACGACCUGCUGGGGGAGUCUGAUACAGAGGAGCUCCUGAUGGAGGUGGAAGAGCUCAUAGAGAGGAAGAUGAGCAAGCCAACAUCUGCACCAGCACCAUCAGUGUCGCCUUCACUGAGAAAUGAAGAAAAUCACAUAAAUGCUUUGAUGUUUAACAUUCAGCAGCUGGCCUUGAUAGAAGAAGACUCCUCUCCACAGGAGGGUCAUUGUGAGGGUUGGACCAGAGUAAAUGGUUCCAUGCUGGUGGGAACAGCUGUGAAAGGAUCCUCAGGUGGACUGAAGGAUGCUGUGAGCAGCUGCGAAAGACUCGGGGUCCUGUGUGCUGGGGUGAGCAGCGGUGGGCCGCUCAUGCCCGGGUUGUACCAGGCGGUGUUGAAGAAAGGGAGCCGCAUCUUUCCAUCCAAGUACUCCGAGUCUGAGUGCUGGAUUCAUCAGUGCAGUACCCAGGAGGAAGUUCUGAUCACAGCAGGUCCACGGUCAAAGCGCAGCCCUCAAACGAGCUGCAUCAACAAGAACGAGGAGCGUGUGUAUAACGUCAUGGAGUGGAUACCGGGGGUCAGCACCCUCUACAACCUCGGCACAGCUGUGUACUACGCGUCAGUGAACUGCCAAGAAACAGCCAAGGAGAGAGCCAUCCUCAGUGUCGUCGACCUGGGAACCGACGCCCUGAUGGCCGCCACAGGAGGGACCGCUGGGGUGGCCGGCUUUGCUCUGGGGGCAGGGGUGAAAACAGGUGUCAAGCACCUGAUCAACUCCAUGAAGAAAGAUGAUGUUCUCGUGAACCAGUCUAGCUGGGAACAGGGUGUUUUCACCGUCCCGUAGACUGGAGCCAGAAGGCAUUAGCCUCUAAAGCUUUUACAGUUUGUAAUUCAUUAUAAUGUUUAAAAAAAAUCACAAUUGAUAACUGACACAUUUGCAGAACAACAACUAGUUAUGCUUUUUUUAAUUACUUGUUUAGACGAUUUACACGAACCAUGCAUUUCAUAGCUAAUUAUCAGACCAAUGAAA
Messenger RNA from Nematolebias whitei (Rio pearlfish), 1617 nucleotides. RefSeq names its product apolipoprotein F (gene apof). The transcript is spliced from 2 exons. Bases 166 to 1431 code for a protein of 421 amino acids. Lineage: Eukaryota; Metazoa; Chordata; Actinopteri; Cyprinodontiformes; Rivulidae. The record is from RefSeq and is a predicted model, not a curated record. Gene Ontology annotation, biological process: cholesterol metabolic process.